AAUGUCUGCUUUAUACUUGGGUGAAUUUUCAUACGCAAUGUUUCAAUUUUUUGGCUUCUGGCGGCCUGUUAAUUUGUUUCAAACUCACGAAAGUAUCGAGAAUUUGAUACAAAGUAUUUUCUACUGCUGCACUUUCCUUACGGCUCUAAUCAAACUCGCUCUAUUAUUUCGUACACGUCAAGUAUUUAUAGAAUCGAAUGAAAUGUUUUUAUCCGAAAUUUGUCAGCCUUUAGACGAUAAAGAAAUUGCGAUACUGCAAGAAUCUUCUCGCAUAGGACGGAAUGUUACAACACUUCCGCUACCAACUUGGUUACCAUAUUCUUUGGAUGAUUCAAAACUCGUAUUUUCUUUAUCAUAUUUGCAUCAAUCAAUUGGCAUUAUUAUGACAGUGACAAUUUCAGUUGCCAUGGAAAGUUUAGCACUGACAAUGUCUUUACAAAUUUGCGGACAAUUGGAAAUAAUUAUUCAUCGUUUAAAUUUAAUUCCUGAAUUGUGUGAAAAAAAUUAUGUGAAAUCAGAUUAUCGGGAAGCAGAACUCACUAAACGUUGCGUAAAACAUCAUCUUUUUGUCUAUUCAUUGGGAAAUAAUUUGAAUAAACAAUUUGGCCUUGUGAUUUUCACUCAAUUUUUCGCUUCAAUGAUCAACCUUUGCGCUAUAAUAUUCAGUUUAGCGAAAUUAAGCGUAACCAGUAGAACAUACUGGAUAAUGUUUUUUUCCGUCGGAAGUUACACAUUUCAAAUUUUUAUUUAUUGUUUUUACGGCGACAAAGUUAUGGAAAAGAGUUCAGAAAUAGGGACAGCAAUUUAUUUUCUAAACUGGUGUGGACUAACAAUAAGAACGAAGAAAAAUCUUAUAACGAUAAUGAUACGAUCGACGAGACCUAUUCAAUUAACAGGUGCAUCAUUUGUCACCAUGUCAAUUGAUACAUUCAUGAAAAUUAUAAAAUCGGCAUACUCAGCGUAUAAUCUUCUGAAAAGACAAUAAUUUACUUCCGAAAUGUUUUGAUUUCUUUAAAGUUAAAUUUUACAACGUUUAAGACUCUAAAAUUUACAUGCAAUGAAAUUAAAUUAAUUAAUAGAAU
This is a messenger RNA of Leptopilina heterotoma, 1082 nucleotides long. Its product is annotated as odorant receptor Or1-like. Gene Ontology annotation, cellular component: plasma membrane. Bases 2 to 985 code for a protein of 327 amino acids. The transcript is spliced from 6 exons. Gene Ontology annotation, molecular function: odorant binding; olfactory receptor activity. Gene Ontology annotation, biological process: sensory perception of smell; detection of chemical stimulus involved in sensory perception of smell. The record is from RefSeq and is a predicted model, not a curated record. NCBI's taxonomy places the organism in Eukaryota, Metazoa, Arthropoda, Insecta, Hymenoptera, Figitidae.